Durusdinium trenchii is the source of this 540-nucleotide messenger RNA. Lineage: Eukaryota; Dinophyceae; Suessiales; Symbiodiniaceae. The record is from the annotation of a GenBank genome assembly.
AUGACGCUGAGGUGGGCAGCGGGACUGGUCUCGGCCAAGGUGCUGCAUUCCGUCAGGAUGCAGCACCUUCGGUCGGGACACAGUCACGAAGACGUUGAUCAGCUAUUUGGAUCUGUAUCCCGGUAUCUACUGAAAGCUAAGAAGCUUCUCACCGCUGACGACGUUGUGCAGUGGGUGCGCAAAUUCUUGGCGCAAGCAAAAUUGCGCGAGAAGGAUCGCCAUUGUAUCAAACUGGAUCAGGUGCGAGACUGGAGAUCUUUUUAUGCAGUGUCAGUUCCAGUGUCCUUAACCGGCACGGGAGGGCCAGGUGUAGCUGAUGAUGCAAUCGACAGUAGCUACUGGCGACGCUGCAACCCCUCUCCAGAUGAUGUCAUCCUGAGGACCAAACGGUGGAUGCAUAACAGCGAUUACGACGCCGCGUUUCUUUUCUAUCCGCGAGAAGUCGCCCAGCAACGACUCAUGCUUGGAGUGCCUGCAAGCUUCGCUGAGCGGAACCCAAUCUCGGAAGAGUACCGGGAACACAGCUUUCAGGGCUGCUGA